Molecule: messenger RNA, 2618 nt
Organism: Monodelphis domestica (gray short-tailed opossum)
Lineage: Eukaryota; Metazoa; Chordata; Mammalia; Didelphimorphia; Didelphidae
Source: RefSeq, a predicted model, not a curated record
AGGGAAACAAGAAAAAUCCAAAAGAGCUUCCUUUGAAUCUUCUUAGAAAACUAUCACAUCAAAGAAGAAAUUUUUAAACAGUAUCAAUGCUAUUCCUAAACCUUCAAUGGAAAACCUGACAAUUUCCAUACAAUCCCUGCUGGCUAGAAAGAUGCAAGUGCAAGACAACUUUGGUCUAAAGUGCCUAAGUGUGAACAGCAAUGUGAAUCUUCAGGUCCAUUAUUGUAGUUUAAAAAAAAAAAGGAAAAGUUGAGAACUCAGUUUUUUUUUACAGAGACAAGAAGCAGUGACCAACACAAGAGUUCUCAGCUUUGGAUAGAGGAGUAAAGGGAAGAGAUCAAAGAAUGAAGGUGCAAAAAAAGGCAGGGUAAAUUGAGGAGGGGGGAGGUUUGGUAAUAGUAAUAGGAAGAAAAGAGGUUUUCUUCAGGAGAUGGUAAUGAUGAAUUAUGGGAUAAGUAGAAAGGUGAGAACUCAGCCCUGUAGCAGAGGCUAAAGCACUAUGAAAACAUGAGUUCUCACCUUUUGUAGGUGGAGUUAAGGGAGGGGCUAACCAAAGACAGACACAUAAAAAGACCCCAACCACUCGGGCCUGAUAUCUUUUGCUGCCAGAUCCCAAGGGUAAAGGCUGGCAUUAGCUCACCUAGGAGGAAUAUCUGAGAAGGAAGGAAUCAGAAGUCUAGGAACAUGGAUAAAAGAGACUUAGUUGAAAACCUCAAGGCAAAUCUGACUUGCUUUAUCUGCCUGGGCUACUUCACUGAUCCAGUGACUGUCAAUUGUGGCCAUAGCUUUUGCAAAGUCUGUCUUCUUAGGUGCAGAGAAGAAGCAGAUUCAACAUUCAACUGCCCAGAAUGCAGAGGAAUAAUCAAAGACAGAGAUGUGGUGCGUGAUAGGAAUUUGCAAAGUCUGUCUAUCACUGGCAAAAGGCUCAGAUCUCAUCUGCUUCAGAGCCUGGUGGAUCUGUAUGUGUGUGAUCAACAUGGGGAAAAAGGGAAGUUCUUCUGUGAGGAAGACCAAAGGUUCCUCUGUGAUUCCUGUUUAUUAGCCCCAGGGCACAAGGAUCACACAGUCCUUCCCCUGGAUAUGGCUUCUGACAAGUGCAAAGACAAGAUCAAGCACACCCUGAAUACCUUACAAAGAAAAAAAGAAGAAUUCAAGGUUGUAUUGAACAAAGUGACAAGGAAAGAAGAACUCUGUGUGAAGGGUAUACACUCUUUGAAACAAUCGGUUAUUUUAGAAUACAGAAAAUUAUGCGAAUUCUUAUGGGAGGAAGAACAACUCUAUCUACAAAGACUGGACCAGCGAUACACAGAUGACUUGGCAAAACUGAAGCUCAACAAGGCCAAACUGUCACAACAAAUUCAAAAUCUGGAAAGAGUGAAAUUAGAACUAGAGGAGAAUUUGGACAAGGGACCCUUGGAAAUGCUCCAAAAUAUGAAAGGCACUUUGGAAAGGAAUGAGGAGCUGCUCCUUCAAGAACCAGAGAAUGUUUCCUUUGCCUGGUGCACCAGCCCCAUCACUGGCAUGAGAGAGAUGCUCAUGAGUUUCCAGAGGGAUAUAAGUCUUGAUCCUGAAUCAGCCAAUCCACACCUCAUCCUGUCUGAAGAUCUGAAGUGUGUCAAGUAUGGAGAUGUCCCACAGGACCUUCCUGACAACCAGGAAAGAUUUGAUGAUACUCUUGCUGUCCUGGGGACCCAGACCUUCACUUCUGGCAAACACUAUUGGGAAGUGAAGAUUGGAGAUAAAACAGAGUUGGCAGUGGGAGUCUGUAAAGAUUCAAUUAGGAAAAAAGGGAAACUCACCUCAUUAUCUAAGGAUGUAUGGACCCUAGUAAGCUUCAGAAUAGGAAAUUUUUGUUUCCUCUGGAAUUCUCAAGAUGGGUUUUUUCUGAGCCAGCCUUUAGAGAAAGUGGGCAUUUUUCUGGAUUACAACAAAAGACAUGUAGCUUUUUAUGAUGUCAUAGAUCGAUCCUUAAUUUUUAGUUUCUCAGACAUGGCCUUUGAAGGACCUCUUCGCCCUUACUUUUCUCUUUGCUAUAGCAAGGGAGAAAGUAAUCCUGGGUCAAUUAUGUUAAUUAAUAUGAAAGAUUCUCAGUGAGAAGUGAAUGACACAGACUUGAAAAUGACUUUCUCUUCACUUAAACUCAUGUUAAAAUGGACAAUAUAAUUAUGUAAAAUUAUCAAACCGAAUUAGAAUACAGUGUGAACAAGUUGUGGUAUAUGAUUGUAUGGAAUACUGUUGUGCCAUUAGAAAAGAGAAUGAAGGUGAUAAAAAAACAACCCUGGAAAGAUUUGUAUAAAGUGAUGCAAAGUGAAGAAAGCAAAACCAGGAGAAUAACAUACACAAUAAUAUUUAAUGUACCAUGAGCAACUGAAAAUGACUUAAAUAUUAUCAAUAUGAUGAAUGUUCCAGAACAACUUACAAGGGACUUGUGAUGAAAAAGGAUUUUACUGACACAUGAGGUCUAAAUGCAGAUUGAAACAUACCAUUCUUCAUUUUAUUACCUCAAUGAAUUCUUUUUUAGUGGGUAAGCAAUGUGUCUUUUUUUCACAACUUGAUGAAUAAGGAAAUAUGUACUUUAUGAUCAUUUAUACAGCCUAUAUCAUAUUACCUAUAUUCUU